Molecule: messenger RNA, 1090 nt
Organism: Meloidogyne enterolobii
Lineage: Eukaryota; Metazoa; Nematoda; Chromadorea; Rhabditida; Meloidogynidae
Source: the annotation of a GenBank genome assembly
CAUAUAAGUUGCAUAUAUUUUUGUUUUACAAAUAGAAAGGGUGAUUGUUCAACAACUUUUUAUCGUUUACCUUGUCCCAUUUUGUUGACUUUAAAUAGAUCAAUUUAUUUUUCGCGUUACUCUCCUUUUUUUAACUUUUGUUUAUAACCUUUUUUAGAUAAAUCUUUUUAUUGGAAUAUUUUACUUUUUUGCAAUGACUGAUUCUAAUGAGAAAAAAGGAAACAAGUCGAUUAAAAAAGAUCAAAAGCUUUCGCCUGAGGAACUUGCCGCUAGUCUCGUGGAUUUUGUCAAAAUGAAGGUUGAACAGUUGGAGUAUCCGCGCUUUUUCUCGGCGUUCAAAUUGCCUGAGAAGCGCGUAUUGAUUGCUUCUAGUGACAGAACUAUUACGCCACUUAUUACAUCGGAUAUUAAAGUUGAUUUGCCAGUUCAAAAGGAAAGUCCGUCGUAUCGUGUAAAUGGGAAAAACGUCAGGGAUGCGCAAGCACAGAUUGAUCAGUUUGUUCAUGGAAUGGCGGAUAUGGUUUUCAAACCAGAAGAAUAUGGUUUUUGUUCAGCAUUGCCAAUGGGGGCUGUAAUUGAAGAAAUUCCAGUAGUUGAUCGAAAGACUAAGAAAAUUGUAAAAACUAAACAAACACAAACAGCGACAGAGGCUUAUCUCAACAAAUUUAUUUCUGAUUUUUGAUUUUUUUUUGGAAAGAAACCUAGAUCUCAAAGAUUGUUAAUUAUAGGUAUAUCUUGUGGGUAAUUUAAUAUUGUAGAAAUUGUUGUUUAAAAAAUGAAUAAAUUUUACCUUAUUUUGAUGGAAGUGAAGAAUAAAGAUGGUUUAAAAACCAUUCAAUUUUUGAUUGUUUAUGCAUUUUUAAUUUGUUUUUUAAAAGCUUUUACACAGCAUUUUUGUAUAAUAUUUAUAGGAUAGGAGCAAGCAAGUCUUUAAUAAAAGGCAUUUUUGACAAUUAUAAGAUUGCGGGUUUCCCCAAAAUUUUUCGCAUCUGACUCACCAGAAAGUAAAAGGAAUGAGAAAACAAAUAGGACGCGGUAACAGAAAGAAUAUUGGAAAAAUAUGGCUGUGUAAAAUGUCUCCAAAUAAUUC